This is a messenger RNA of Amborella trichopoda, 1343 nucleotides long. NCBI's taxonomy places the organism in Eukaryota, Viridiplantae, Streptophyta, Magnoliopsida, Amborellales, Amborellaceae. The record is from RefSeq and is a predicted model, not a curated record.
UCUAAACCCUCCCGCGAUUUGAAUGAGUAGAAGACUGUGUCUCGAUAAUUUCCCUGCAAUUCUCCUUCUGAAAUAUCAAGUGAGGACGAGAGUCGUCAUGCCCCCUCCUCCUCGUUUUCACUCCUCUUCUUCUCGUGCUCAAAUCUACACCACUCUCAACCAUCAGGUUACCUGCGAACGCGAAAUCAAACGCAGCAAAUUCAUAGCCAUCGCUGCUCCGAUCACCAAUGAAGUAUCUGCGCAAUCCUUCCUCUCCGAGAAAGAAUGGAUACAUCGUGAAAACCUGCAUUAUAGUUUAUAAGUGACACAUGGAAGUGCCAGCCAGUGGUGGCUUUGAUUCCUGUGUCCCUAGAGUUCCAUCUACAUCUCGAACAAAGCUUCAUCAGGUAUUGUAGCAUAGAUCCUUCAUGCUACAAAUAACAACCUACUAAGAUCCUUCAUAUGUUAAUAUAUAUUAUUGCAGAAAGAAUGGAUACAUCUUGAAAACCUGCAUUAUAGAUUAUAAGUGACGCAUGGACCAAAACUUCAGGUGUACAACAAUGAAAGAGAACAUUUUCUACCCCAUUUCCAAGGUUCGGGAUCCACGUGCUACUCAUAACUGUUGGGCCUACAAGUUGGGAGAUCAAUUCCGGUGCAAUGAUGAUGGUGAACCAUCUGGUACUGCUGGCAAACCUAUAUAUUCUGCAAUUGCUUCUUCGGGACUUGACAAGGUCAUGGUGGUUGUGAUCAGGCAUUUUGGAGGGAUUAAGUUAGGUACUGGAGGAUUGGUCAGGGCUUAUGGAGGGGUUGCCUCAGAAUGCCUGAAAGAUGCACCAACAUUUCUUGUCAAAUCUAAGGUUUCCAUUCACCUAGAGGUCCCCUUUGAUCUUUUAGGACGUAUAUACCAUCUGCUAGAACCCUUUCAUGUCGAUGAUAUAAAACAGGACUAUGAGAGUGGUGUCGAUGGUGUGACACUCAUUAUGUUCAGGGUUGAUCAUGACAAGGUUGAGAGCCUGGAGAGCACAAUAAAAGCCACGGGCAAUAGGCAAGUCAGGUUUCAACUACAAUAGUUGGAUUGGUGAUCACUUUACUCAUAGUGUCCUCCAAGUUGCCCUGUAUCUGUUGAUUCUUGGAGUCAAUUAGAAGAAUAAUGGAAGUGCAGAAACACAAAAAAGAAAAAGGAGAAGGAAAAAACAAAAAUGAGAUAGGAAGAAAAUGAAGAAAAAACUGUUUAGAGAAGUUGUAUCCUUGAUGUGUAAAAUGGUAUUUCUCAUGCUCUGAGAUCCCACCAUACUAACCAAACAAAUGUAGAUGUCAUUGUUGUACAAGAAUUUGGGCUUAUAUUAAACCUCCUUUUGUUGAAA